Lolium perenne is the source of this 2384-nucleotide messenger RNA. RefSeq names its product protein FAR1-RELATED SEQUENCE 5. The record is from RefSeq and is a predicted model, not a curated record. Gene Ontology annotation, molecular function: zinc ion binding. NCBI's taxonomy places the organism in Eukaryota, Viridiplantae, Streptophyta, Magnoliopsida, Poales, Poaceae.
CCACACAUGUUUUGACAGGACAAAUAUGAUACCUAGCUGGAUGCCUCAAAUUGGGAUGAAAUUUAAAUGUAGAACAGAGGCUUUGGACUUUUGGACUAGCUAUGGUGGACAUAUUGGUUUUGAUGUCAGGAAAAAUUAUGAAAACAAGAGCAAAACUGAUGGGGUGGUCACUUCUGCGAGAUAUGUUUGCUCAAAUGAGGGUUAUCGAGCAAAAGAUAAAAGAGAUCAUAAGACACGAUGUCCUCGUGCGGAAACAAGAACUGGUUGCAAAGUAAAGAUGGACAUCACAUUAGAUCGAGAAGUAGGGGAUUACCAAAUCCAGAAUUUGGAUCUUGAACACAACCAUGCUCUUCAAUUGCCAGGAACACGCCACCUGAUGCCGUCACAGCGUAAGAUAUCAGCUCUACAAGCUUUUGAAAUUGACACUGCAGAUGCUUCAGGAAUACUUCCCAAAGCUGCACAUGAGCAAGCAAGCCGGCAAGUUGGUGGAUCAGCAAACUUGGGAUAUUUGCGCCGUGACCACAAAAACUACUUGCGUACAAAGCGUCAAAGGGAGUUGGUGCAUGGCGAAGCCGGAAGUAUGCUGAAAUACUUUCGAGACAAAGUUCGGGAGAACCCUUCAUUUGAGUCUGCAUUACAGCACGACUGUGAAGAAAAAAUAGCAAACAUCUUUUGGGCUGACGCUAGGAUGAUCAUUGACUAUGCUCUUUUCGGUGAUGUUGUGACCUUUGACACUACUUUUGGUACAAACAAAGAGUACAGACCUUUUGGGAUCUUCGUCGGAUUCAACCAUUUUAGAGAAACUGUGAUUUUUGGUGCUGCUCUUCUAUAUGAUGAAACAUUUGACUCUUUCAAAUGGCUAUUUGAAACAUUUUUAUCUGUUCAUAAGAACAAACAACCCAAAACUAUCUUCACCGAUCAAGAUACCGCCAUGGGAAAUGCAAUUGAGGUUGUAUUUACAGAAGCAUGGCAUGGACUGUGCACUUUUCACAUAAUGCAAAAUGCUGUGAAACAUUUGCCUCCUCCCAAGAAAGAUGAAACAAAUGUGCUUUCGGAUUUUAGUGCUUGCAUGUAUGGGUACGAGGAUGAGGAAACAUUUGAAGAAGUUUUCCAUGUCAUGAGAAGCAAGGUGGAUACACAGACUUGGUUGGAUAGCAUUUACAAAGUAAAACAGAAGUGGGCAAAUUGUUACAUGAGGAAUGUUUAUACACUAGGAAUGAGAAGCACACAAUUAAGUGAGAGCUUGAAUAGUGACUUGAAAAAACAUUUGAAGUCGGACCUUGACAUAUUGCGUUUUUUCAAGCAUCUAGAGAGAGCCAUCCAAGGAAAGCGAGAUAACGAGUUAAAUUCAGAGUAUGAGUCUCGGAAAAAGUUACCUAGACUGAAAGUGAGAACUCCUAUGUUAUUGCAGGCAAGCAAAGUUUACACUCCAAAUAUAUUUGAGAGUUUUCAGAAUGAAUAUGAAAGGUCCAUGUCAGCAUACAUCAAGGCAGUAGGAGAACACAAUGAAUAUAUAGUUGCAAUUGGAAGUCUCGACAAUGAAUCAACAUUUGAAGAAGAGUGCAGAGUUGUAGGUAAUUAUUCAGAGCAAUUGGUUACAUGCAGCUGUGGGCAGUUUGAAAGAGCUGGUAUACUUUGCAGUCAUGCUUUAAAAGUCCUUGAUGUGAUGAAUAUUAAGUCACUUCCAGAACGAUAUAUAUUGAAGCGAUGGACUCGAGAAGUUCGAAGUGUUUCUAUUGAGGACAGGCGUGGCAAUAUUGUUUUGGAGGACCCUAGGUCUGAACAUAGUCAGCGCUUGAAGUUUCUCAUUAAAAAAUUUAUUGGUAUAGCUUCUCGAGCAGUGAAGUCCGAAGAAUCUAGCACACUGUUAGAUAAUGCUCUCGAUGACUUCAGCAAGCGAGUUGAUGAAAAAGCUCCUAGCUGUAUGUCCAAUGUUGAAGCUACGCUUGAACAACCAGAUGUCCAGUUGCAGAGUGCAUGCCUAAAGAAAAAGGAACCUCAGAAGAAAACUUCAAGGCGAAAGAGAACUUGGCUUGAGAAGCAGCGCCCCCGUAAAAAGAAAAAGGAAUCAAGUAAAGAAGUACCACAUGAAGAAUUUGGUUCUAGAGAGGGGGAAGAAAUAGCACCACUACAAGACCCAAUUCCUCUGAUGCCAACCAGUAGAACAAAUGAGAAUGGGUUUGAGGAAUAUGGGUGUAUCCCGAGCUACACCCAACUACUCCUGGGCUCUAGCACGGGGCAGAACAUACCUGAUGAUACUUGGAACUUUGGAAACAACACAUAUUUUACUGGCUGGCCAAAUUAGCUUCAUACAUACUGAAAUAAAUAAGCAAGAUCUCAUGUGCAGUACCAAACUAUGUACUUAUUUUGAGAUACAAAUGCUC